ACAUCUGACUCAGCCCAGAUAUUUGUUAUUGGUCAGUCAUCACUGUCAUCUUUGCCAGCAGUACAAAUAUAUGGAGUUAACAGUCCAAGUAGAGCAGCGACACAUAUACUGAGAUUAAAUUCAUUUUAUGAAAUGGGGAGUUACAGAUGUUAGUGCGAAGGUAAUAAUGCACAAAACUGAGUGAUGUGCAUGACGUUUCAGUGAGUUAGUGAAACUGAUCUUUUUCGAACUAGGCAUAAAUGGAAUGAAAGAAAUGAAUCCACAUGCCAGAGCAGAUGGCAUUUUAUGUAAAACAAACAACCCUCAGUUCCUCGGGCAUCCUCUGCACUUCAGUCCAUUAGCUUGACACUGCAGUCACUGGAUCAUUAGGCCCCAUCCGCUUCAAUAAUGCAAAAAGAGCAAACCAGGCAAUCACCACACAGCCUUAUCUGCCUCUCACCUCUCAACACAGCAGGUUUCAACAAGGUAGAGAACACAUUAUCCAAUCAACAGAGUGUGCAACAACCGGCAUCCUCCAUGGCUCUAAACAGUGUGCUGGCAGGCUCGUGUCUAAUUGACUGUAAAUCAUGCAACUGUGCAAAGAGUAGAGAAAGAAAGAAAUUAAUAUGUGAUCUGUCACUUAUGCACACCUCUGCCACAAUUAUGAUCCAUUUCCUCCACCACUGAUAAAAUCAAGUCAAUGAAAAGGUAAUCACAGGAGGGGAGCUCUGACAUCAGUAGUUCCUGCUUUUAAACCUGUGCUCCUUGAUUCUGCAGGCAUGAAUCUCAAAAUCACAUCAGCCUAGUUAGGCUCUUGUCAGCCGUCAGCCAAUGCUUCACUUGUCUCCGGAAAUGUAGCUGUCAACACACGCAGGACUCCUGAUGACAAAUGGCAGAUAGGUUAGGGCUUUGUGAUUUGACAUCGCCGUUGAUAGGCAUCACAGCCCCGCCCACAUUAAGGACAGAGCAGCCAAUGACAGGAUGCAUUAACUGCGCGACCAAACCAAUGGCAGUGGAGCUGCUUUGUUUCCCUGCCUGCUUCUCCAGCUUGACGCUGAAUGGCUCUGUUUUGUGCGCACAUGUGACCACAGAAGGCGCUUACUGGUAUUUAAACAUCAUCGAUUGGGUGCUGAAGUGGACAGCUCCCCCGUGCAGAUACACCAACCAAAACCAAAACACAAUGGCUGGUUUGACUCCUAGUUACAUGGACCCUCUGAAGCGCCUUUUCUCUUUUUAACUCCGAGUGAAGAGCUCCAUUUCCCCAGCCGUCUAACAUCUUUCAACAUUUACGGACUAAUUUUAAGCAGCUGGCGAGAAAGGCGCCGUUUUAACUAUACAAACAGCAGUGAGGCGGAUGUUUUGACACCUGUAGCUGAAGCCGGAUCGCAAUCUCAUAAAAAAAAAAAAAAAAAAGAGGGAGGGGUGGGGGUUUGGAUUGUUUCACAUCCAUCUUCCUCCAUCCGUCCUGCAGGAGAGGUGCUCCGCUGCGCUGUUUGAUCUCGAGUGGUGAAGCGCAAAGGUAGUCUAAAGCCAUAACGGACGCAUUAAUUUCUAAGCUGCUCUCUGUGCCUGCUUGCAGACAGGAAAGAGCAUGGAUAGAGAAGCAUUUGCUCUGACUAGUGCGUUGAGGGGAUUUGUAGAGCUGGGGGUGUGAUCCCGUGGAAACUAAACUAGGGACAACGUCUAAAGCACCGUUACUGACAGCUCGCCAUUUCUCCUCAAGCCUCUUUUGGUUAUUAUUUCUUCAUUUUGAGGAGGACAUAGAUUAUUUUUUGAAUUAGUCAUGGGGAAAGAGGAGUGCAAAACAAUGCUGGACGCUUUGAACAAAGUGACCGCCUGCUACAGGCAUUUGGUCAUCGCGCUGGGAAGCACCUCGGACUCGCAGAACCUGCGAGAGGAGCUGAAGAGGACCCGCAAAAAGGCCCAGGAGCUGGCCGUGGCCAACAGGACUAAACUGACCUCUCUGCUCAAAGACAAGUCCAUCAGCAAAGAGGACCGGGCUGAGUACGAGCGCCUAUGGGUGCUGUUCUCGAGCAGCAUGGAGCUCCUGGAGGUGGACAUGAAAAGGUCCCUGGAGAUAGGGCAGGAUUUCCCCCUCAAGGUGCCAACGAGACACCUCAUCCAGACGGGGAUGACCGGCAGCACCAGCACCGUAGCGGCCCGGGCCAUGAGCGUGCAGAACAUGAAGUACGAGGCGGACAGCAACAUCGACACGGCGGACCUCAGGGACCUGCAGUCCGAGAUCUCCCAGGUGAGCCAGAUGAUGGAGGAAAUGGAGAUGAAGGUGCAGGUGGCGCCGUGGGCCGUCGAGGCGAAGCAGGAGGCAGGAGCGGAGCUCAAGUCCAACAUGAGCGUCGGAAAUUCCUCCGUGGGUGUCAUCUCCAUCUGCGAAGAGGAGCCAAAAGAAGAGGAAAGUGGAGGCAGCAGGGGUUCUGGGUUUGCAUCUAUAUGCGCUGUGUUUAUGUUCUUUGUCAUCCUUACUGUCGCCGUGGUUCUAGGAUAUUUGGUCAUCAAUAUGUCCUGAACCGUCACCCUGAUGGACAUCCUGCGAGGCUGCCCACCGGAGCAUCACCGUGGGUACAGAGCCAGCACCUCCACAUGCGAGAGAACGAGCUUUUUGUGGGAUUGAGCGGCUGAGAAAAAGAGUGGACAAGUUAUUAAUCUUUCUCGGAUUUGUGAAUGUAUUCGGUGGAGUUGAGGAGUUGCACUAGAUAAAAUGUAGAACAAUAUAGCCACUCGGGGAGAAUGGACAAUGCACAAAUAAGUAUUUUGAAGGGCCAAUGGGUCAUGUAUUUUUGGAGGAGGGGGGAGGGGUGGGGUGGGGGAUGAAAAGAAAUAAAAUUACGUGACAGUGUCUGGCCAUCAGGAUGAUAUAAACAACACGUAAUCCAAGUGGAUUAGUGGAAAAGCUCAAGCAUAAAUGUAGCCUACUGUUAAGUAUUCCCCCUAGUGUGCUGCUGAUUGAUGCUUUAAAUUUAUGAUUUCAAUCCAGAAAAGUCAGAAGGAGCAGGGUUGGGUGGGUGG
Seriola aureovittata is the source of this 3003-nucleotide messenger RNA. Its product is annotated as regulator of G-protein signaling 9-binding protein. Gene Ontology annotation, biological process: G protein-coupled receptor signaling pathway; detection of light stimulus involved in visual perception. Gene Ontology annotation, cellular component: photoreceptor outer segment; neuron projection. The coding region runs from base 1763 to 2503 and encodes 246 amino acids. The record is from RefSeq and is a predicted model, not a curated record. Lineage: Eukaryota; Metazoa; Chordata; Actinopteri; Carangiformes; Carangidae. The transcript has a single exon.